ACAAUGAAGAAGUCCUUGUUGAGUUGUUUGUGUACCUUAUUUGGGUUGCUAGCCGCCGGAUUCAUAGAAGAUAAAUAUCCGAAUUCAAAUAUAGGCAACUGGCUUGCUGAAAAUAAUAAUGAGUUGACAAGGAACUUGUUUUAUGAACUUCAAAAAGAUUAUCCAGGAAAAUCUCUCGCUGUAACAUCCGUGCCCAUUUUGAACAUUUUGGGGCAGCUUGCAUUAUAUUCCAAAGGAGAAACUUUUGAAGCUAUCACAGAUACACUGGGAAUUAGGAAUAGUACUGAGGUGAAGAGGACUUUCCAAAUGGCAAACGAAAAGACAUUUGAUGACAGUGAACUUCCACUCAGAUAUACAUCGAAAAUAUACGCGGAUGACGAAGAUCAAUUUUGUCCGACUUUCAAGAAAACCUAUUCGAAGUACUUUAAAGGGCAAACAGGAAAUGUAGACUUCGAUAGACCACAGAAAGCGGCAAAAGAAAUAAAUAAGUGGCUCGAAGAAGAUUUCGAUCAAUAUGGAAACGCGGAUUUAGUUGAUACAAGCGUAAUUAAGGAGGGCGAUGGCUUCGUUGUAGUUGGUUCUCUCGAACUAGAGCUUGACUACAAUACUGGGCUCAAUCCAACGAAAGUGAAAACAAUGGAUUUCUAUUUAAACGCUAAGAAAAAGGUAAAGACACCUGCUUUGGUCGGAAAGGCAAUCGUAAAGUAUGCCAAGGUUUCGGAAUACGAUGCACAGUUCAUCAGCAUAUCGCUCAAGGGAGGUGACUUCACACUAUUCGCAAUUCUUCCCGAUGAGGUCAAUGGAUUAUAUAAGCUCACACAGAAAUUCAAAAGUUUGAAAACUGACGUUUACAAUAAAAUCAGUCCAUACCUGGAAUAUAAAUGCGUCGAACUACAAAUGCCCCUUGGACAAAUACUGACUCAAGGUGACAUUACGGAGGCCCUCAAAAAGAUACAGGACUUGGACAUUUUGUUUGACAAAAAACGGGCCCAGCUCUGUGGUGUGACCAACAACUGUGAGCCCGGUGUAAUCAAAAGUUUCUUGACCGAAACCUAUCUUGUUGACAAAAUAAUUAAAGAAAAUAGUUUCGAUGAAGUGAAGAAACCCAAUAAGGUAGAAGAAGUUUGUCCAGGCAAAGACAAACUGAUCACUGUUGAGAUUAAUCGUCCAUUCGCAUUUUCCGUAAUCAACAACGUCUUGGAUACCACUCCGAAAGCAUUGCUUAUUGCUGGUGUUUACUAUGGCUGAAUAAAUUAUAAUAGAAGCUUAAUAAAGAUUUGUUUCAAGGUUUAGUGUGUAUUUGCUUAAAAUCUGGUAGCACUUGUGAAUUAAUUAAAUUGUAAAUCAAUAAAUGAAUUUAAAAUUUAACGAA
Messenger RNA from Bombyx mori (domestic silkworm), 1372 nucleotides. RefSeq names its product serine protease inhibitor 19 (gene serpin-19). Gene Ontology annotation, molecular function: serine-type endopeptidase inhibitor activity. NCBI's taxonomy places the organism in Eukaryota, Metazoa, Arthropoda, Insecta, Lepidoptera, Bombycidae. The record is from RefSeq and is marked provisional.